Molecule: messenger RNA, 2836 nt
Organism: Mus musculus (house mouse)
Lineage: Eukaryota; Metazoa; Chordata; Mammalia; Rodentia; Muridae
Gene: Sh3bgrl
Product: SH3-binding domain glutamic acid-rich protein like
Exons: 4
Coding region: 187-531 (114 amino acids)
Biological process (GO): proteasome-mediated ubiquitin-dependent protein catabolic process; positive regulation of cytoplasmic translational initiation
Cellular component (GO): cytosol; plasma membrane; nucleus
Molecular function (GO): ubiquitin-like ligase-substrate adaptor activity; protein-RNA adaptor activity
Source: RefSeq, marked provisional
AGAGCUGGAAGCUCAUUGAAAGCAGCCGCUGGUGGAGGCGGGGCUCUGGCCAGUUAUCCUUCCACCUUCCCCCACCCUCCUCAUCCAACCUCUGUUUGGCCCUUAGCUCGGUUCCAGCCGUUGCUGCAGCUGUUUCCCAGCCCUUUUCAAGACUCCAGCGACCGACCAGAAGCCCUUGUUUCCAGGAUGGUGAUCCGUGUAUAUAUUGCAUCUUCUUCUGGCUCUACGGCGAUUAAGAAGAAACAGCAAGAUGUGCUUUGUUUCUUAGAAGCCAACAAAAUAGGAUUUGAAGAAAAAGAUAUUGCAGCUAAUGAAGAGAAUCGGAAGUGGAUGAGAGAAAAUGUACCUGAAGACAGUCGACCAUCCACAGGGUACCCCUUGCCACCUCAGAUUUUCAAUGAAUGCCAGUACCGUGGGGAUUACGAUGCCUUCUUUGAAGCCCGAGAAAAUAAUGCAGUUUAUGCCUUUUUAGGCUUGACAGCACCACCUGGUUCAAAGGAAGCCGAAGCCCAGGCAAAUCAGCAAGCAUGAAUGUUCUGAGUUCUUCCUUCAGCAUCUUGAAAAAUAAUGAAAUCUCCAUUGCUUUUAUAGAAAUCCUUGCUUCAAAAGAAAUAGGCUUACAUGUUGAAAUAAUAGAUUAGAGAUUAGUUGAUAUUCUCGCAUGCAAACAAGCAUAAUGAAAAUGUGAACAUGGUGGUAAGAAAUGAGAGAUGAAGUUAAAACUUUAAGUAGAUAUCUUAGAGUAGCAUUGUUAUCUGCCAAGGCAUUUCUGUUCUGUAAGGAUUUUACAAAAAAUCAAUAUGCUCCUUCUUUUAAAUUUCUGUGUAGCUUAAGGUUCUCAUCAUUUCAACUUUAAGGAACUGAAAGGAGCGAGAGAGGAGAGAGAGAGAGAGAGAGAGAGAGAGAGAGAGAGAGAGAGAGAGAGAGAAGAGAGAAGAGAGAGAGACUCUUAUUCCCACAAUGCCUCAUUAUCUUUAGUGAACAUGAAUAUUUUCAUGUGAUGUUACUGUUGUUGAAAUGUAUUUACAGGUUAUGUUCAUAUGUUAGUCAUUGUAAUUUCCUAUGCUGAUUGUGACAUUCUCCUUCUUUUAUCAAAGAAACAUGUAUGCCCCGAACCACAAGUUUUCCAGGCUUCUAGAUGUAACCUUUCAUUGCACAGCCAGUGAUCAAAAUAGCUGGCUUCCCGUCAGACACACGUUGAGUGCAUUUAACUGAUAAAUUCCUUGCUUAUACAUGCAGUUAUAGUCAUGUUUCUAAGUUGCUUGCCUCAGUACAAUGUGGGUAUAUAAGUCAUGGAGAAAAGAUUGCAGUUCACUUUAAAUUGGCCCUUCCUUGCAAAGAACACAGACUUUUAAUUAACUGUUAUAUAGUAUCUUGCCCUUCAUUGUUUAAGAUAUAUUUUCUUUUGGUGUUUGCUGAACGAAGUAGUAGUGGCUCUUGUCUCCUGCUUUAACACUGUUGGUGAUCGUGAAUGAUACUGUCCUUAAUAGGUAAGCUUUUAGUUUCACUUUAGGUAGACUGUGUCAACACAUCCGUCCAAGUAGAAAGAAUCACUAAGCACACAUUGAUUUUUUGAGAAAGUACAAGUAUCAAAGAAAAGCAACAACGUUUGAAGUAGUUUGAAGAUAAGCAAGACCCAAAGCAUUCAACCAGAAGAUGUUGAUAUUGUACCUUUUUCCCAUACUUGAUUUUUAUAAAGAAACACACAUCUUUUACUUCAAAUUACUAUUAUCAUCAUACCUGCUCUUUCCUAGACUGUACUUGGCAAAAAUUCAAUAUGUAAUGGAGCCAUAGCUUAGUUUACUGAAACUCAAACGUGAAUUGAUGCUUUAACAUAAAUGGUUUUAAAAUUUGCGCUACUCAACUCUAAAUGUUAUACAGUAAUUUUGAUGAAUAAUUUUUGUUUAUAGGUGUUUAAAAAGGAGAAAAACCAAAAUGAACCAAACCAACCAAAACAACAAUAAAAAACAAUUUGAAGGCAACUUUUAGUGACCUAAACUUUGAAGUAUGAAUUGGAGUCAAAACUAUUCCAUUUCUUCUUCCUUUUUUUUUUUUAAUUGUUUUGGGGAUCUCUAUGGAAGACAAUACUUUAAAUUAAUUUUGGAGUGCAAAAUACUUUUAGCCAAUGUUUUCCCUCAUCAUUGCUAAAUGCUACAGGUAAUACCUGCAGUAUUAUAUGUGGACAAUGUAACUUUCUCUGUUUUGCAUUGGAGGAUGUUUAUGUCUGUGGGAUAAUACCCUGAAGUCUGUAGAUUUAAAGUACAAGUUUGAAUUGAGUCUUCUCCAAUUGAAGCCUGUCAUUUUGUCAACUGAGAAACAUUCCUGAUAGAUGAAAGGAAAGGAAAUAAAAGUCUAAGAAUUAAAUGAGUUUUGAAGAAACUUCCACAGUAUAUGCUUGGGAGUGAAUUUCUUGUUGCUUUGCAUAAUAUGUUUGGCAUAUUUGUGUUUCUAAAUGAGACUUGGUAAUUUGUAAAUUUCACAUUUAAGAGCUGAUUUGCCCUUUAGAAAUUUUGUUCUUUAGAAAGAGUUCCACUUUCAAAAACACUGUAAAUUGUUAAUUGUACUGCUAAAUGUGGACACUUCAUUGGGACCCUAAGUAUAUGUGAAUAGGGAAUUUUGAAACAAAGAUUACUUUUACUGGGAAAGACUGAGUACAGGGAGUUUUGGUGAAAUCAGACUUCACUCCUUAAGUAAAAAGAACAACAAAAUGUAAAACUCACAUGAAUUUUUGUUAAGCAGUUGUUGGUGUUUAAAAUUACAAAGUACAACAUUAAUCCUUUUCUAUGGAACACUGAUUCUUUUCAUCUGAUGAAUUUCAAUAAAACUGAUUAAGUGA